This is a messenger RNA of Pseudocercospora fijiensis CIRAD86, 1008 nucleotides long. RefSeq lists its product as uncharacterized. The transcript is spliced from 2 exons. NCBI's taxonomy places the organism in Eukaryota, Fungi, Ascomycota, Dothideomycetes, Mycosphaerellales, Mycosphaerellaceae. Gene Ontology annotation, molecular function: rRNA (adenine) methyltransferase activity. Gene Ontology annotation, biological process: ribosomal large subunit biogenesis; rRNA methylation. The coding region runs from base 1 to 1008 and encodes 335 amino acids. The record is from RefSeq and is a predicted model, not a curated record. Gene Ontology annotation, cellular component: nucleolus.
AUGCAAGCAAAGAUGCGUGAGAAGCUGACGUCUGCACGCUUUCGGCAUCUCAACGAGACCUUGUAUACCGCUCCAUCCGAGAAGGCGCUGGAGCUGUUCGACAAGAACCCGGAAAUGUUCGAGGACUAUCAUUCUGGCUUCCGGCAGCAGGUCACUGCGUGGCCAGAGAACCCGGUGGACACCUUCAUCGCCACGAUUCAGUCUGCUCCUGGCAAGCUCGCUGCACUUCCGCGUACACAUGGCACGGCAAUUAUAGCGGACUUGGGAUGUGGCGAUGCACGUCUGGCUCAGACUCUUAAAGAUUCUGGUGACGUGCAGAAGCUGCAGCUCAAGGUGCUUUCAUAUGACCUGCAUUCUCCGUCACCUCUGGUCACGAAGGCCGACAUAUCAAAUCUACCGACUCCUGAUGGCUCGGUCGAUGUCGCAAUAUUUUGCUUGGCGCUCAUGGGCACGAAUUGGAUAUCCUUUAUCGAGGAAGCAUAUCGGAUACUGCACUGGAAAGGCGAGCUGUGGGUGUCAGAAAUCAAAUCACGUUUCGGCCGCGUAGGCAGAGCCGGGAAACCUGUUGAGCACCGCGUUGGUGGCAAGAGGAAGCUAGCUGCCAUGAAGAAAGCGCAAGAAAAGAAAGCGCAAGAGCAGGAAGAGAUCAAUGAGCAAGAGACGUUGGCUGUCGCUGUUGAUGGUGUCGAGACGAAGAAGCAAGAGACCGAUGUCAGUGCUUUCGUCGAUGUACUGCGAAGACGGGGAUUUGUGCUCAAGGAUGGCGAAAACAGCAUUGAUUUGAGCAACAAGAUGUUCGUGAAGAUGGAAUUUGUCAAGGCAGCGCAGCCGGUAAAGGGCAAGAACAAACCUGAGGCAAGCGCCAAGGAUUCUGGAGAGAAGAAGGGUGGCUUCGUCAAGAAGGAGUCUUGGAAGAAAUCGAAAUUUCUCGACGAGGACAACAAGGAUGAUGUCGCUACUGACGAUGAGGCUAAGACACUGAAGCCGUGUCUGUACAAGAUCAGAUGA